Messenger RNA from Cuscuta campestris, 478 nucleotides. The record is from the annotation of a GenBank genome assembly. Lineage: Eukaryota; Viridiplantae; Streptophyta; Magnoliopsida; Solanales; Convolvulaceae.
UUUAAGGAAAAAAAAGAGAUUAUUUACCAUAACUCCGGCCACCGGAAAAGUAUAUACAUUCAAUAAAGAAUAGUAACAAGAGCUAGCGGAGAUCGAUGGAGAUAGAGAGCGGCGACGUGACGGCGGCGGCGGCAGUGUGGGUGAAGGUGGGGGUGUUUGUGGCGGUACAAGCGCUCAUCUAUUUCAUUCUUUCCAAGUCGUCCAAUCUCUUUUCCGGCGGCAGCGGGACGCCGCCACGACCCGGCAGCUUCAAGAGGGCUCGGACCCUCAGCAUCCGCCGCAUCGUGGCCGCCUUUUCAGACUUCCCGGUCGGCGUGGACAGCUCACCGGUUUCUGCUGACGACUAAUCCCGUCAACCUUAUCUUAUCGCUUUUCAUAUUGUGUUAAUAAUAAUACGGAAUAUUCUUUGUACGGUUGAUUAUUAUCUUAUCAUUCUUAUGUAAUUGUUAGUCAAUCAAAAUAAAUACACAUUAUUUAU